AGGACCGUGGGCAUCUGUGCAGCAGCAGAGUUGAGGGGGGCUGAUUGCGCACAGCAUCGGCAGCUUUCACGGACGUUUUUCAAUUUUGCCGUUUCGCCAUUGGAGAUGGUGAACGCGUUCGUGUGUAGAAAGUAUGUCUGAGCCGGGACGUCUGCCGAUUUCGCUGCUCGAUUGAGAGCGCAACAAUGGGUAAUAAAAAGGACGCGAUGAAGAAGAAAGGAGUCGGGCCACGGGAGGUAGUAGAGCGAGCUAGCGAUGGCUUUCCGCAGGAAGUGGUGGCCGACGCUCGAUUCUCGAGAAUCCACAAUGACCCUCGGUUCCAAAGAUUACCGAAGAACAAGUCCAAGGUGGCAAUUGACUCCCGGUUCGCUCACAUGUUUCACGAUAAAGCAUUUGCUGAUAAAGAGUCAGACAAAAGGGGAGGAUCGAAGAAGAGCAACAAGCAGGAGGAGCUUUUGCGCAGAUAUUACAAGUACGACGAGGAUGAGGACGAAGCGGAGCUGGCCACCCAAGGUGACGACGUUCCAGUUAGAGAUCAAUCAGCCAAGCAGAAAGUGAAGAGCAAGGAUUCAGGGAAGAAGAAAAUUGUGCAGCCAGAGUCGGAGAGCGAGGGACAAGUCGGAGGCGAUGCUGGAAUUGGAACCCUGUCGGUCGAGCGGAUAGGGACGGGCAAGAAAAUUGGAAGGAAUGGGCAAUCCGGAGUUAAAAAGCCAUUUGUUAAGCAAGUACAGAAGUGCAAGGACUUAGUGAAGGCGAAGAAGAAGAAGAAAAAUGUACAACCGGAGUCGGAGAGUGACGGAGUAGUGGACGAGGAAUCAGAAGAAGAGUCCGAGGCUGAAUUGCCGCUCAAAGCGAAAGCAGGGAAGGAAGUGGCAACCCUGUUCAACAGUAGCGACGAGUCGGACUCGGAGUCUGACUCAGAGGAGGAAGAUGGGUCGGAACGCGACGAUGGUGGGUCGAUGGAUGAAGAAGGAUCAUCCUCAUCCUCUUCUUCGUCCUCGGAAAGCGAAAGCGAAGACGAAGAAGGGACCAAGGACGAAGAGAAAGUCCCCACGACUAAUCAGGAAACCAAGAGGCUGGCACUCAUGAAUAUGGAUUGGGGCCACAUUAGAGCGGUGGAUUUGCUCGUAGUGUUGCGCUCGUUUCAGCCGAAGGGAGGGUCGGUUGAGUCCUUGACUAUCUACCCUUCAGAGUUUGGUGUGGAACAGAUGGCCAAGGAAGCGGUUCAAGGACCGCAAAGCAUCUACAGUCGGGACGAGGAUGAUAGUGAAGACGAAGCCGAUCCAGAAAAAUUGCGAGAAUACGAGAAAGCCAAACUAAGGUACUACUACGCCGUGGCAGUAUGCGAUUCAGCCGAAACCGCCGCGUGCAUCUACAACUCGUGCGACGGUUUGGAGUACGAGAAAACGUCCAACACUCUGGACUUGCGAUUCAUCCCGGACGACAUGCAGUUCGCGCGUGAGCCCAAGGAUUCGGCCUCGGACAUCCCCGGCGACUACAAGCCCGUGGAGUUCGAGACGAAGGCAUUGCAGCACAGCAACGUGAAGCUGACUUGGGACGAGGACGAGCCUCUUCGCGCCAAAGCAUUGAGGCGCAAGUUCAAUCCCGAUCAGCUGAACGAACAGGACUACCGAGACUACGUCGCCUCGUCGAGCUCGGACUCGGAGUCCGAACCAGACGAGGAGCACGACGAAUGCAGCGGCGACGACGAGGAGAAGGCCACCGGCGAGGAGAAGCAGAAGCUGCGCGCCAAGUAUCUGGCCCUGCUGUCGGACGCCGGCGGGGCAGCUGCGGACGAAAGCAAGGCCGGGGCCAAGAAGGGCGAGAAGGGCAACAUCGAGAUCAAAUUCCACACGGGCCUGGACGAGCUCAGCGAGAAGCUGACGGAGAAGUUCAGAAAGACGAAGAACGACGAGACCGUGUGGGAAGCGUAUUUGCGCAAGAAACGCGAGAAGAAGAAGGCGCGAAAGAACAAGUCGCAGGGCGACGAGUCCGAUUUCUCGGACGACGACGGCGACGACGGUGGAGUCUCCAGCGACGGCGGAGUUCGAACGCAAGAUGAUCCUUUCUUCAGUCACGGCGACGCCGACCCUUUCGACGAUCCGUUUUUCCAGGGUGACGGCGACGGCGACGGCGAUGGCGAUGGCGCUCCGCCUCGAGAAGGCAAGAAGGGCAAGAAGAAGGACAAGAAGGAUUCGGAGGGCAGCACGAAAAUCGGCGCCAAGUUCGCGUCCUCCGUGCAGGAGAAGAAGAAGCUUAAGGAAGAAGCAGCUCUGGAGAAGAAGGAAGAGGAGAAGAGGAAGGCGGAGCUGGAGUUGCUGCUCAUGGACGACGAUCUGGUGCAAAGUGGACACGCCGCCGUGGCCAAGAGCCAGACGGACGAGAAGAAGGGAAAAAAGAAGAGGAAGGGAGGGAAGGAGAAGGCCGAAGGAGCGAAUGAGAAGCUCGCGGCUGCGGCGAAUUACGAGGAUCCUAGAUUCGCCAAUUUGUUCACAUCGCAUCAUUAUGCGAUCGAUCCCACGGAUCCGCACUUCAAGAAGUCGGCCACGCACUUGAGCACUAUCGCCGAGAAGCAGCGGCAGCGGUUGGAAUCUGGAGGGGUGAGCAAGAAGGAGCAGGAGAAGGCGGAGCUGGAAAGAAAAGAGGGCGAUGGAGGCGGAGGUCGGAAACGCAAGGCCGAGAUUUCUUCGCUCGUCCGGUCGCUCAAAUCCAAGGUGGAAGCUCGCAAAUGAGCAGCUGAGGACCUACGAUUUGUCUAGUGCCGAAGGCACGAAAUGAAUUUUUGACCCCCCUCGUGAGACGCGGGAACUCCUAGAAGAAGCUAUGCGAGAAGAGAUGGGAGAAGAGACUUUAACAAGCACGCAACUACUGGAGGCGGCUGGCUCACUCUUAGAUCGAUGAACCAUUUCGCCCCAUCACCAUCGUCAGUCAGGGAACUGGCACUAGUCCAUUUGCGCUCUGAUUCCUGCUCUCUCGCAAAGCCGGCCAAGAUUCUUUGUAUUUAUUCAGUCUACACGAGACUAGACUAGACCAGCUGGUAUCAUCAUCUCGCAGGAAGGUGAUCAAUGUUUUACACGUACAUCUGUCCGAUGGAAGUUGAAACCCAAGGACACAAUUUCUUAUCAUAGGACAAAUCCAAGAAAAGCGGUCAAAAUCCAAUCGAAAGACUCGGACGGGCUCCACGAGCUCCAUUCCGGUCGUGUGCCAACACAAGUUUACAGGUCUCCAAUGAAUCAAUGAAGAUGAGUAUUCGCAGGACGAGAGAGUAUGUCGUCCCGUUUUUUACACUGA
Messenger RNA from Marchantia polymorpha subsp. ruderalis, 3291 nucleotides. Lineage: Eukaryota; Viridiplantae; Streptophyta; Marchantiopsida; Marchantiales; Marchantiaceae. The record is from the annotation of a GenBank genome assembly.